AUGGCUACGCAUGAACAUGACGACAGCAAAUCCGACGUCCAGGAAACACUCGUCGAAAAACCACAAAUCUCGUGGCGUCAAAAAUGUGCCAGGCCAUUCAAGGAAGCAUGGAAUGACUUGCGAUCCAUGAAAUGGCAGCGCGAGGGUCUCAUGUAUCUCUUCGCCAUCUUAGCAUAUUGCCUCAUCAUGCUGGUCAUCUGGUUGCUUCUGGUGUCGAUUGGCUCAAGUGCUUCCAAAGAAGACAGCCCCUGUCACCCCAAUGGAGAAUUCAACGCAAUCGCGGACACUUUCGAUUGGUGGUCACCAAAUGGGCUCUUUCAGAUCACAUUGAGGAUAGGAACUUUAUCCUUUGAUUCAGCCAAGGCUGUCGAUAUUUUUUGGAAUCUAAUAGUCGGCCGAGGAGGACAAGCACUUCUUGCGAUAGCAUCGACAAGAAUUUGGAUCGAAUACUUGUCAGUCUCCAUUGCCACAAAGCCUGCGUCCUAUACCACAGUGUGGCUUUUGAGAUUUUAUACCGAACCGUCAACAGUAUCUACUUUGCGACUGGCGAGACAGUUCUUCCUGGGACGGGGGCUCGCUUCGGUCUUGAAAAUGUGGUUUCUUAUUACCGCGGCACUCUUCGUUGUUGCGUUUCCCACUUUAAUGAGUUCCCUGGCCGGAUAUACGACCGCAAAUCAAGCAUGGGUUGAUUUAGGAGAGAAGGGCCUUGACAGCUAUUCGCAAGCUUUCCCACUAGCAUUCAUCAUCCACGAUGGCGGACGGGUUGGCCUGACUGAGAAUCAACACGUCCCUUAUGAUGAAGCAGCCAGAGGUUUGGUUGUACAACGCGAAACCUACCUUCCCAGCACAAGCCACGGCUACAACAGCAUACAAGAUCCCACUUCACACGGUGGUUUGAUAGGCAAUACUACCGCUUAUGUUUUAUCAUAUGGUCUUUCCAACAUGGCAGGAAGCGCAAUCCAAAGGGGCCAAAAUGACACAACUUGGGGGAAAGAAACCCUCCAGGGUCCGCCGCUCAACAUAACAGCAUUUUAUCUUCCUUGGGUCGUUUUCCGUCCGAACCACGCCGAAGGUAUCUGGGCCUCUAAAGACAGACAUGACCCUCUGUUCACCGAUAAAUCUUUGAUGACAUACUCACUUUCAAAUGGAGCCUACGACAUGGCAACAAUCCAAAAGAAUGGCACCUGCCAGCCCAUUCAGAAUAGAUACCAGUGGGGGUUUUCAUUUCUCCAGUUGUUCAUCAACGUCAUUCUUCUCUCGCUGUGGACUAUUGGGAUGAGCCUCGUCUGGGUAAAGAGCCAUUUGACGCUCAAAAUCAACGGCUUCGCGGCCAUUUAUAACAAUUGGAAAGGUCUCCUCGAGUUUACAGAAGUGCUUGGCGGGCAAUUGAAAGCCGCUGGGGUUGAGUAUCUAACGAUAGACGACCAGCAGCUUGGACACGAAAUCGAGAAACUUUUACAGGGCGGCUCAGUCACGGGACUUCCCCUCCCGCAAGGCUCCUACAGCUUACGACAAGGGAUAGUUCGACAGAAAUGGCUCCUUUUGUCUCUAUUCUGGGGCAUCUUGGCAAUUUGUCUCGAUGUCCUCGAUUAUUUCGUCUGGUACAGGAAGCCUUUUGUCAAAGCUAGCUUCGCAGUCAAAUGUAUCUUCGCCAUAAGCACCGCGAUAUUGGCCUCAGUAAAAGCCAGCGCCAACACCUUCAAGAGAGCAGCAGUGUUUCUCCUUGUUUGUGCAGUCUUUGUACCCAUUUUUCUUUCUUCCGUUGCAUGGUUCGCUGCCCCUGGAUCGUGCCUUGGGGCAACCUUGGCCCUGGUGUCGGGAACGACCUCGAGGAGUAAAGCAACUCUAUUCGGCGUACCAUUCAUAGUCAACUACAUGGUCGCGUUUCUUAUGUCAUUCUUUUUCGUGGGAUGGGGGGGGAUUUUCUGA
Messenger RNA from Clonostachys solani, 1929 nucleotides. Lineage: Eukaryota; Fungi; Ascomycota; Sordariomycetes; Hypocreales; Bionectriaceae. The record is from the annotation of a GenBank genome assembly.